AUGACCAACAACACGUCUGUCAAUCCCUCGGAAGUCGGCUGGCAAUUCGUUCCUCAGUACUACACCUUUGUCAACAAGCACCCCCACCGCCUCCACUGCUUCUACAACAAAUCCUCCACUUUCAUUCACGGUACUGAGGGCGAGGACGGCAAGCCCUGUUUCGGCCAGCAGGAAAUCCACAACAAGAUCACUUCUAUUGGCUUCCAGGACUGCAAGGUUUUCAUCCACUCCGUCGAUGCUCAGUCUUCGGCGAAUGGCGGUAUCAUCAUUCAGGUGAUCGGUGAGAUGUCGAACAAGGGCGAAGCCUGGAGGAAAUUCGUGCAGACGUUCUUCCUCGCUGAGCAGCCCAACGGCUACUUCGUCCUCAACGACAUCUUCCGCUUCCUGAAGGAGGAGUCCGUCGAAGAGGGUGACGAGCAGGAGACCGAGCCUGCUCAGAAGCCCGUUUCCACUGAGCAGGUCGUCCCUAUAUCCCCCGCCCCCUCGUCACCCGCCCCUCCUCCGCCUGCCGAGCCGGAGCCUGUGCCUGCUCCCAGCCCCGCCCCGCCCCCUGCUGUCGAGGAGCGUGCUCCUUCCCCCUCUCCCUCUCCCGCCCCCGAGGCUCAGCCUCAGGUCAACGGCCACGCGCCAGAGACCAGCGAGGCGCCGGCGGGCAAAGAGCUCGAGAUCGCCCGUCUCGGAUUCUCGCGCGGCCAUCUACGCUACGUUCGUUCAGUGAAGUACAAGUCCGCGGAAUAG
Messenger RNA from Trametes versicolor FP-101664 SS1, 738 nucleotides. Its product is annotated as NTF2-like protein. Gene Ontology annotation, biological process: ribophagy; protein deubiquitination. The record is from RefSeq and is a predicted model, not a curated record. The transcript has 3 exons. Gene Ontology annotation, molecular function: mRNA binding. NCBI's taxonomy places the organism in Eukaryota, Fungi, Basidiomycota, Agaricomycetes, Polyporales, Polyporaceae. The coding region runs from base 1 to 738 and encodes 245 amino acids. Gene Ontology annotation, cellular component: Ubp3-Bre5 deubiquitination complex; ribonucleoprotein complex; cytosol.